Messenger RNA from Aureobasidium melanogenum CBS 110374, 423 nucleotides. RefSeq lists its product as uncharacterized. The transcript has a single exon. Gene Ontology annotation, cellular component: cytoplasm; ubiquitin ligase complex. Gene Ontology annotation, biological process: positive regulation of proteasomal ubiquitin-dependent protein catabolic process; protein polyubiquitination; ubiquitin-dependent protein catabolic process. The annotation marks the transcript as partial. Lineage: Eukaryota; Fungi; Ascomycota; Dothideomycetes; Dothideales; Saccotheciaceae. Gene Ontology annotation, molecular function: ubiquitin conjugating enzyme binding; ubiquitin protein ligase activity; zinc ion binding. The record is from RefSeq and is a predicted model, not a curated record.
CGCUCGUUCUGGCCGGCCAGAUGCUGUAGCAAUACUCCCAUCUCUCUCGAUCACGUUGAGGACCUCCUUACGACUGAAAACUUCAACAUGUCACUCAGACGUGAGCGUGACUGGUCUGUAGGCCUCCGCCCGACUCUCUACUGCGCCCGUCCUUCUUGCUCCCAGCCACUGAUGUCCAUAAGUAAUUCUGGGGAGAACAUAACCUGCUCUGCAUGCUCAAGUCAAACUUGCAAAACCUGCACUGGGCUUGCUCACGAAGGCUCUUGCCAGUUUGACGAAACGACUGAACUGGUUCUGAGUGCGCUAAACUACGGUACUUUCAAACGUUGUCCGCAGUGCAAUGAGAUGAUUGAGCUGACCGAGGGCUGUAACCAUAUGACUUGUGUCACUUGUAGGUAUGAGUUUUGCUGGCUUUGCUCCAGA